Messenger RNA from Plasmodium falciparum 3D7, 918 nucleotides. It is a transcript of the gene HRP2, whose product is annotated as histidine-rich protein II. Lineage: Eukaryota; Apicomplexa; Aconoidasida; Haemosporida; Plasmodiidae. The record is from RefSeq and is a predicted model, not a curated record.
AUGGUUUCCUUCUCAAAAAAUAAAGUAUUAUCCGCUGCCGUUUUUGCCUCCGUACUUUUGUUAGAUAACAAUAAUUCCGCAUUUAAUAAUAACUUGUGUAGCAAAAAUGCAAAAGGACUUAAUUUAAAUAAGAGAUUAUUACACGAAACUCAAGCACAUGUAGAUGAUGCCCAUCAUGCUCAUCAUGUAGCCGAUGCCCAUCAUGCUCAUCAUGUAGCCGAUGCCCAUCAUGCUCAUCAUGUAGCCGAUGCCCAUCAUGCUCAUCAUGCAGCCGAUGCCCAUCAUGCUCAUCAUGCAGCCGAUGCCCAUCAUGCUCAUCAUGCAGCCGAUGCCCAUCAUGCUCAUCAUGCUCACCAUGCAGCCGAUGCCCAUCACGCUCAUCAUGCAGCCGAUGCCCAUCAUGCUCACCAUGCAGCUGAUGCUCAUCACGCUCAUCAUGCAGCCGAUGCCCAUCAUGCUCACCAUGCAGCUGAUGCUCAUCACGCUCAUCAUGCAUCCGAUGCCCAUCAUGCUCAUCAUGCAGCCUAUGCCCAUCAUGCUCAUCAUGCAUCCGAUGCUCAUCAUGCAGCUGAUGCUCACCAUGCAGCUUAUGCCCAUCACGCUCAUCAUGCAGCUGAUGCUCAUCAUGCAGCCGAUGCUCACCAUGCAACCGAUGCUCAUCAUGCAGCCGAUGCUCAUCAUGCAGCCGAUGCUCACCAUGCAGCCGAUGCUCACCAUGCAACCGAUGCUCAUCACGCUCACCAUGCAGCCGAUGCUCACCAUGCAACCGAUGCUCAUCACGCUCACCAUGCAGCCGAUGCUCAUCAUGCAGCCGCACACCAUGCAACUGAUGCUCACCAUGCAGCCGCACACCAUGCAACCGAUGCUCACCAUGCAGCCGCACACCACGAAGCCGCCACACAUUGCCUACGCCAUUAA